Molecule: messenger RNA, 906 nt
Organism: Capronia coronata CBS 617.96
Lineage: Eukaryota; Fungi; Ascomycota; Eurotiomycetes; Chaetothyriales; Herpotrichiellaceae
Exons: 1
Coding region: 1-906 (301 amino acids)
Molecular function (GO): protein binding
Source: RefSeq, a predicted model, not a curated record
AUGGCCCAGUCCCUCGACAUACUGCCAGCAGAGGUACUCCUACGCGUAUUCUCGUUCCUGGAAGUCCCAGAUCUGCUGCAAGUCAGUCGCACAUGCCAUGCACUCCGCGACAUCGCCUGCGAUCCUCUCCUGCACCACGAGCGGCUCCAUCAUGCCUCGUACACCUUGGCCAUUGCCCUGGCGCGACGACCGUUGAAAUCCUCCAUCAGCCCGCCCAAUUCGUGGAUCUGGUUGAGCAAGACCAAUGUCCUGUCCCGUCAGAUAAGCAAGAGCCUCAUCCGCAUUCGCCUCAGUCACAAUCUCGAGCAUAGGCCGAGUCCGCGUAGCCUGGUUGAAAGAGCAAUCCUGCCUUCUUCAUGCACGGGUUACUGGUCGCCCGUGUCGCCAGCUCUGAUACAGUCGCAACAAGCCAUACAACGACGGAGACUGAUAGACGACCUCGGUCGCAAGCUCGAGCGGAGACCCAGCAUGAACAGUCUUGUGUCGCUCAACAUCCUACCAGAAGAAUGUGCCCGUCGGAGUGUAUCUCCCGCCAUCGUGGCUACACGCCGGAAAGUGAUUCGAGAGUCUCUGAAGGAUGGGCUGCGAGCUUGGGUGGAGGGACGGGCUUUACAGGCACAGAAGAGAAAGGCCGAUGAGCUAGAGGCUGCUGAACGGAUCACGGUCAAGACCUUGGUGCGCAGAUUUGCUGCAAGGAAGCUCGUCCAGGAGAUGGCAGACAGUGUUGAUUCUAUAAGUCUGGAGAAACGGAGGGCGCAGGCAAGAUGGGGAAGAGAAGUCGAGAUCGCAAGGCUGGAUCAAGAGAAGAGAACUGCAGCGACUGGCGCCUGUGCUCAUCCGACCAGAGCACAUGUACUGGGACUGCGGAAGUUCUGGGAGGGUGUCAUACGAGCGGCUGCUGGGUGA